Nicotiana tabacum (common tobacco) is the source of this 1981-nucleotide messenger RNA. RefSeq lists its product as uncharacterized. NCBI's taxonomy places the organism in Eukaryota, Viridiplantae, Streptophyta, Magnoliopsida, Solanales, Solanaceae. The record is from RefSeq and is a predicted model, not a curated record.
AAGAAAACAAGGAAAGAAAAGGGGGAUUAAGCCAUUUUGGGUCUAAAUUCGGAUAUGAGCCAAUUUGCAUGACCCAGUUCCCUUAAAAAUGCCCUGCCCACUUCUCUAACCUACCCAAACUCCUUACCCUUUUAAUUAAAACCUAGACUUAGACCUAUGUAGAGAUCAGAUUUUUAGACAGAAAAAAAUCUUUCCUCACCCCUUAAAAGAGGCUCCAUUUCCAUCAGCUCUAGGCAGCUCCCUUUCCCUUCUUCUUUCUCUUGUUUUUUCCUUAAAAAACCAUAGGGACUCCCCAUAUCUCCCUCAAAAUCAGAUCCCCAUUUCUUUGGAAAAUCGAUUUCAGCCAAAAAUGGCUGCUUCAAAAACUUCUACUCCCUCCCACUGAAAAAGAAACGCUACCAGCUUUCCCCUUCUCUAAACAAACGGCUGAAACAAAGCUAAGGUUUCAAAUGAAGAUCUGAAAAUCACAAAGCUGAAAAAACCAAAAGAAGAACUGAUAUUUCUAAAAGAAGAUUGAAGAAAACUUAAUUUCGAAAUUCAACUCCUCCUUUUCUGGUUUGUACGAGUUGUGGAAGUUGAUUUCAUGGGUCUGAAAUUUUGCUGCUCUACUGCUGAUUCACUGCGUUGCUAGCUCCGAUUUCUGAUGUCGGCCUUUACUCGGCUUUUUCCUUUUCUAAAUUUGAACUUUGUGCAGCUAGGUCUGGAACGAAAUUUGGAGGGGAGGGAGUCACAAGAGAAGAGAAAAGACAAAAAGCAAAAGCUAAAAAAGGAAAGAGAGGGGGAAAACAAGAAAAUGCUAGAUCGGGAAAGGAACAAAAAAUGGAGAUUAAAGCAAAAUUGAGAGCAAUUUUUUCGUAAAAAACACGGAUAUCGAGGUCAUCCGAGUUCCGCAUCCUUUAGCUUCACAUAUGUUUUCUCUGCGUUUGCAUUGGGUUUUGAGAUUUACAAUUGUAUUGGUUGGUUUAUUUGGGAUUUCUUCUCAAUACAUUGGAAAAGUUUCAUAAUAUUGAUAAAAAGGGAGAAACUCCAGAAUUUUCAGCUUCAUAUUUCAUGGUCUAGUACUUUCUUGGCUCAACCAUGGAUGCCCCGUGGGAAGAAUCUCCUGAUGCGGGGAUGCAUGUCAAAGCCGGAGAUGUGCUCGAAAGGCUCCCAACCAUUUUUGAGAGAGUUCCUGAGGUUGAUGCUUCCCUCAUCUUUAGUGAAAUGAGCAGGCUUUGCAAGCAGGCCAAGGUGAUUUUCAAUCGGACUUUCACUCGGUGUCAGGUCGAGGUGAUCCGCCUCAAGCGUGAGAAGGCUCUCCUUACUGAGCAGUUUGAGAAGGAGCGUGCCCAGCUGAGGAAGGAGCUUCGGGCCAGAGACUUUGAAGUCUCUGAACUCAAAUGGCGUGAGAGAGAGAUAUCUUCCGAGAGGGAUUCCCUCUAGGAGAAGGUGAUAUUAGUUGGGCGUCAGCUUAGUGAGGCGUGGGAGGAUAGUGGCAAGUACAGAGGUUUCCAUUGUGAGCUGGUGGCUGCAUUAUCUAGGAUCAAGACCGAAGUCGAGACGCUUAUAUCUUUGCAUGGAGAAGAUGCCAUUGUGACAAGUGCCCAAGCCGGAGGGGCACCCGAGGGGGCCAAGAAAAGGUUGACUCGGGCUAUGGAUAUAUAUAUGUGGGGGAUAUCAUUUUGCCUGCUCAGUUUGAGAGAAUGGAGACCCUAGAGAACAGAAAUAAUGCCUUGCUUGCUUUAGGGGGUGCGCCGAGCAGUGGCUCAGGAGGUGAUAAAAGAGAAGGCGGACCCCCCUAAGGGGAAGAGGCCUUCGAACAGAGGCUUCUGAAGGACCCGUAGUCGUCGGGACGCAACCUUUGGUGGAGACACCAGAGACCUCCCUUUCGAUGGUAGAUUAAGAUUCUGUUUGGUCCUCUCUUUAUAAUGGUUUUUUCAAGACUUGUAAAUAUCCCCCUGGAGGUUAUAAGAAGGGUAUUUAUUUCUUGUUCCUUCCUGCC